Messenger RNA from Coffea eugenioides, 1350 nucleotides. Its product is annotated as F-box protein At5g07610-like. Gene Ontology annotation, molecular function: protein binding. The record is from RefSeq and is a predicted model, not a curated record. NCBI's taxonomy places the organism in Eukaryota, Viridiplantae, Streptophyta, Magnoliopsida, Gentianales, Rubiaceae. The transcript has a single exon. The coding region runs from base 1 to 1350 and encodes 449 amino acids.
AUGGCUUACAUAAACUUUGUGUACGGUUUAGUGAUCAUGAUGAUGAGCCUGUCCAGCAGUGCUAGUACCAGUACUAGUACCACCGCUAGUGCUGGUGCUAGUACAAGUGUUGCUACUGCUGAAGAUAGUACUAGUACCACUACUAGUGCUGAAGAAGUUGGUGAGACUGAAGAUUUGCUUAUCCAAAUUCUCUUCCGUUUGCCGGUGAAAUCUCUACUUAGAUUCAAAUGCGUUUCCAAGAGAUGGAAGAGCAUUAUUUCUACUCCCUACUUCUCCAUCAAUCACACUCGUAGAAAUCCAAAACCCAUAUCAUCCAGCCUGCUGAUGCUCAAUGAUCGAUCUUUAAUCCUUCUGUCACUUGGGAACCAUGAGAAUAAUACUAAGGCUGAUUAUCGAAUCCCAUCAUUUGGCUUCUUCAACAUCACCGCCGACGUAACCAUGAGGAUUCUGGGGAUGUGCAAUGGCUUGAUGUUAUGUUUCAUAACCUCAGCCUUCAAAGAACACGAGUACGCUUAUUGUGUUGGCAACAUCACAACUAAGCAGCUCAGGAAACUUCCUCCCCCGAGCAUGCUCGCGAGCAACCUGAUUAUCGGUAUGAAUUUGGCUUUUGAUCCAUCGAACUCACCUCAUUUUAAAGUCAUCUGCGUUGGCCAACACUUCAUGCAGGACGCUGGAAGUUGUGAAAUUGAGAUUUACUCAUCAGAAACCGACGAAUGGAAACUCUGGAAUGGCUCCUUCUGCAAUCCUUUCGAUAUUCUGGAAGUUUUUGAUCGCGGGGUUUUUUGCAAUGGUGCAAUGCACUGGCUUAAUUUUGGGGGCGACUCAUUUUACUUUGUUCUUGAGAACGAGGUCAUGAAAAUUAUGCCAAUGCCUCCCAUGCAUAGCGAUAUUUAUACUACCAAGAGGCUAAGGUUUUUAGGGCAGUCUGGAGGGUACCUACAUUUGGUUGAUUUUGAAUCAAACCUUUAUCAUAAUCCACCGAUGGAUAUAUAUGAGAUGAGGAAGGAUUAUUCAGGAUGGAUUUUGAAGCACAGAUUUGAUCCCAAUAACAUAGCAAUGGAAUUCCCAGAAAUGACUAGAGAAAUCCGGGUGAAUACUCAAUACACUGAUGAUGAAAACGACACUAGUAUUCAUACGGCCAGGUACUAUUUGUGCUCAAUCAUGAGCACUAGAAGGGCUCCAGAUGGGGAGAGUAUAGAGGUUAUACUUCUUCUACCCAGCCGUAUUAUCGCAUACAAUCCUAAGGAUAACAGCAGCAGGACGCUCCUGGUGUUGAAGAAAAGAGUAGCGGUUCAAGAUCACAAGUGGUAUGAUGUGCAUCAGUUCACUGAGACCCUCUCUUGGCUUUAA